Messenger RNA from Chelonus insularis, 1313 nucleotides. RefSeq names its product cholesterol 7-desaturase-like (gene nvd). Bases 42 to 1313 code for a protein of 423 amino acids. Lineage: Eukaryota; Metazoa; Arthropoda; Insecta; Hymenoptera; Braconidae. The record is from RefSeq and is a predicted model, not a curated record. Gene Ontology annotation, molecular function: oxidoreductase activity; 2 iron, 2 sulfur cluster binding. Gene Ontology annotation, biological process: cholesterol metabolic process. The transcript is spliced from 5 exons.
UAUUAGACAAAUGCUUUGCAUUUUUGAUUAAUUUCUUCACAAUGAUUGAGUGGUUUAUAUCUAUUAUAUUAGGACUUUUUUUAUAUUAUCUUUAUUUUUGGAAAAUAAAUAUCUAUAAAAAUUUUAAUGUUGACGAUGAACGUGGUAAUAAACCUUUCCUGAAACGAAAGAUAAAAGAAUUACCUCCAGUUUUUCCAAAUGGAUGGUUUGGUCUUCUACGGAGCUUCGAACUAGCAAAGGGUGAAGUUAAAUAUGUUACAGCCCUUGGAGAACAUUUUGCAGUUUUUAGAACUGAAACAGGAGUUGUGAAUGUCAUUGACGCAUUUUGUCCUCAUCUUGGAGCAAAUUUUGCCAAGGGAGGCAAAGUAAAAGGCGAAUGCAUUGAAUGUCCUUUUCAUAGUUGGACUUUUACUGGAGAUGGACGGUGCCAAAACAUUCCUUAUUCGUCACGAGCAUUAUCAGGACUUCAAGUGAAGCAUUGGAUCAGCCAAGAAGUCAAUAAAAUCAUUUUUGUAUGGUAUCAUGCUGAGUCAAUGGAUCCAGACUGGCAAGUCGAACCAAUUCCACAAAUUGAAAAUGAAGAUUGGAUUUAUCAAGGACGAAAUCAAUUUAUUGUCAACUGUCAUGUUCAAGAAGUACCUGAGAAUGGCUCUGAUUGGACUCAUCUAGAUGCAGUUCAUGUUCCAGCAAUGUUCAUGGAUGCUAUUCCUUCGCAUUUAAUACGUCAUGCGUGGGAUGGAACAGGUUGGAAUCCUCCAAAAUCAAGUGAUGAUUUUUUCACCAAAGAAUUCCGAAAUGAAGAUGCUGCUGAAACCAAUAGAUCUCCAUCAGAACCUCAGGAAUCUUUGAAUAUGAUUGGAAUAAAAAAUGAGAAAAAUGUGACAACAGAAAGUUUGAAACAUCAAGCAACAUUCAACCUCAUUCAUUCUAUUAAGAUACUUAAUAGAUUUACUUUCCUUCGUUUAAAUGUUAAUGGUGCUCAAAUUGGUCCUGGAUACGUGGUAUUACAUGUUGAAUCAGCAUUUGGUCCGAUUUGUAUCCUUGAAACAGUAACACCAAUAGAACCACUUCUUCAACAUAUUACUCACACUAUUUACUCACCAUUUUACUUAAGUCCAUACACAAAAAUCGUCUUCUAUGGAAUGGGAAAUAUGUUUGAGCGCGAUAUUUUUAUUUGGAAUCAUAAAAUAUUUAUGAAAAAUCCUAUUUUAACAAAAGAAGAAAAGCGUAUUGCUGCAUUUCGAAGAUGGUUUUCUCAAUUUUAUUCUCCUAAUAGUCCUACUUAUAAGUCUGUCACUUCUCUUGAAUGGUAA